AGGUCUAGUCUACCCACCCCAACUGAGAGAGUGUGCAGUAGAGGUACAAAAAAGGCUGCUACACAAAGCAUGAAAAAACAUUUGAACUUUUAGCAAAUCAACAUCUCAUUAUGCCCCAAAUCAGCCCCAUUUAUGCGCACGCUUCGUAAGAUCACCAAAAACCCUUUUUCCGCUCGCGACGUCUCCUUUCUCACCAAAGCUGCAGCGGAGGUAGGUGUUGGGGGCGGGGGAUUGCGGUAGACGAUGAGCAGUUGGGGCAAGGGAGGGGCAGCAGCGCCGCGUACUAGAGUUGCGAUUCCGAGCAGCGUGAAGAAGACGAUCGAUGAUAUUAAGGAGAUCACGGGGCAGAAUCAUGGAGACGAUGAGAUUUAUGCAAUGCUCAAGGAAUGUUCCAUGGAUCCGAAUGAGACCGCUCAGAAGCUUCUUCUUCUCGAUGCUUUCCAUGAAGUGAAAAAGAGACGUGACAGGAGAAGAGAGAAUCCGAAUAAGGAGCCUGCACAGUUGAGGCGGAGGCAAGGUAGUCAGGCCCAGGUGAACAGAGCAAGUCAUGAAAACUAUUCAUACAGACCCCUGUCUCAUGAUGCUGGUGGGGGAAGAAAUUCAUUUGCUGUUAAAGAAAAUUUGACCAGUCAAUUUCCAGAGAAAGUUGUUGGCAAUGCUACCUUGGGUAAUACACAAAAGAUAAAAAGCAAUGAAGCUUCUUCAGUUUCCAGCCCAGUUACUGGUAUAUCUGAUUGUCCAUCUGGUAUAACUUCCCAAAGUACCAAUUCUAACAAAAAUGGCAGUGUGUGGGCAAGUGGAAAUGUUAACAAAUUUAAUGGAUCUACAAAUAGCAGCAUGAGUAAGUUGGAAGAAUCACUGCCGUUGUCAUCACCUGUUUAUUCCAAUAAAAAUGUGGGUUCUCCAGGGCCUAGGGAUAUACGGCAGAAUGAGAUGCUAGAUUCCAGUAAUCGUGCGGUGUCCCUUCCUAGGGUAUCUGCUUCAGGAUCUCAGUCCUCUCCUUUGGAUCCUUUACUGUCACCAUCUCAAGAUAUUCCACACCAUAGUACCAUGGAUACUAUUAGCAGCGAUGUGGGAAGUAAUCAUAUUCUUGUUGAACAGAAUGCCAAUAAUCAUUCUGAGAGAUACAUAGUUUCAACUGUGCCGCAGAAGAUGCCAAAUGACUUUCCUGGAGUUGGACAGAAACAGCAUCUAGUGCAGACUGCCUCAUCUAGGCCUGCUUCUAACGAUAACAUCCUGCCUCAAGUAAUUGUCCCACAAAAAGUGGGUCCUGGAAAAGAGUGGAAACCAAAGUCUACAAACUCCUCUAUUGAUCAGGUUGUCAGCGCAGCUGCUUCAUAUGAAGGCUCUGCAAUAUCUGUUGGAAAUCAACCUGAAUUACAGCAAGCUCCUUCAGAAAAAGCUAGUCCAGAGCUUCAGAGGAUGUUGGAAGAGUUGCACAUUUCUGAUAUCCAGCAAGUUGUUCUUCCUAACCAUGUACAUGUGCCUGAAGCUGGAAAACUCGGGUUUUGUUUUGGAAGUUUUGAUGCAAGCUUCGGACUGGAGAUGACCCAAGAUGGUAGUGUUGGAAGUGACAAGAGUACCCCGCACUCGGAAUCCUCUGAUUCUACUGCUGAACCCACUGAGGUGCUACAGCUAAGAGGGAAUGCUGAAUUAAUAUAUCCUGACCGUACUCAUUCACAUUCACAUUCACGAGAACCAGAAGAUUUGUCACCUACAGAGGUUGAAGUCAUAUCCUCCGAUACCUACCAUUAUGGUGAGCCCAAGCAGGAAGUUUCUCUUCAAGGCCAUCAACACGCUAUCAUCCAUACUGCUUCAAGCUACAAUUAUGGUUAUCUACCACCGCUGUUGAAUGGCCAGCUUAGACUUUCUGAAAAUUCAGAAUCUCAAGUUCAUGGCGCUCUUCCAGGCUUUCCCAUGCAGCAAUCAUUUGAUCCAGUGAGCUAUCAUGCACAAUUCUAUCGAUCUGGCGUGGACGGUGAUGGACGCUGUUCACCUCUUAACUCUGCUGGAGCUGCAAACAAUUACAAUGGAAAUGUUGGACUUAUCUCUGCAAAGACUUCUCAGUCUCCUCAAGAGGGUACUGCACCUCUUUUUAUAUCCGCGGCUUCUCCAGUACCUCUUGUAACCCAAGCUGCUGGCGUUAUACAGAGUUCCAUUUCUGCAAACCAGCAGCCUCUUCCUGUUUUCCACCAGCCAGCUGGAAUUCAUCUACCCCAUUAUCCUCCAUUCAUUCCUUAUGCUCCUUAUUUCUCCCCAGUUUAUGUCCCACCACAUGCUAUCCAUCAAUUUUUCAGCAGCGGCACAUUUCCUCAGCAACCUCACGGUGGCAACUUAUAUCCGAACCCACAUGGGACAACUGCUAAAUAUUCGAUUUCUCAGAAUGAGCAAGGAUCUAAUGCACCAUACCCAAAUCAUGUUGGAGUCCCUGUCAAUUAUGUGCCAUACAGCAUUCCCCUGGCUAACCACACUUCUAGUUCAGUAACUGAAGCUUUAAAUUCAACUUCAAAUGAAGAAGUGAAGGAAAAUAACAUGUAUGCCAGCGAACAGCAGACCGAAGGUCAAGGUGUAUGCUUGGGUCAACCGCCUUUCGCCCCAACACAGCCUGCCCAAGGAUCCUAUGCCGCCGGUAUUUUCCACCCUGCGCACGCACUGACAGCAUCAGCAUUUCACCCAGUUUUGAUGCAACAAUCUCAACCCAUUAGCAUUCCUAUAAAUAUGGUGGGACCAACUGGUGUUUACCCCCCGCCGCCGCAGCAGCAGCAGCAGCAGCACACGCAACUUAACUACUGAGAGAAGGGACGUUUCUCUUAGGAAGUCCAGUGACAAUCAAAUCCCAAACAAUUUUUCUUUUGGGACUUUCAACGAACACUGAACCGAGUGUAAAGUAGUCGAAGGGGCCAAUCGAGCUGGCUCGUAUAGUUUUGUGGUAUUCAUAUAACUUGCAGUAACCUUGGAAUCAUCCUUGUCUUGCUUCUUGAAAACAGCUUUCUACAGGUUUUAGCCUUAUUGCUAGUUUGAUACAGAGUUAGUUUGAGAUUUUUGAGGUAUACAGCGUGACACUGAUUUGAGGUUUCGGUUUUGGUUCUUAGUCAUGCUGUUUUCAGCCCUUGUCUGUAAAGUGAACAUUUUUUCUAGCAAGAAAGCUCUACUUUUGGAUUUUUA
Molecule: messenger RNA, 3165 nt
Organism: Salvia miltiorrhiza (redroot sage)
Lineage: Eukaryota; Viridiplantae; Streptophyta; Magnoliopsida; Lamiales; Lamiaceae
Product: GBF-interacting protein 1-like
Exons: 11
Coding region: 244-2793 (849 amino acids)
Source: RefSeq, a predicted model, not a curated record